UAGUUCUGCCCGGAUUCUAUGAUGUGCGGACGUGUAUUAUUAUUUCGUAAUUUUUAGUUUGAAAAUGUAAACAAAGAGUUGUUAGUGAAAACAUUAGUCGAUAUGGCGAUAUUUACGCUUAGCGGUUGUGUGAGAGCAUUUUAUGUGUUGUGUUUAGUGUACCAAAGUGCUGCGUCCGAAGAUUUAUUCAAUCAUUUACAAACUGAAGCGAGUCAUCAUAGUGUGCACUGCACCCAUGAACACCCCAAAGCUGACCAAGUAAUAAGGGGUGUUCACAUAGAGCCAGCGCACGUGGUUAAGAAAAGAAGUAUAGACCAACCGUUAAGAAUUAGUAUAUUUUAUGACCAUUCUGUAUAUAGGUUAGAACCAAAGAAAUUUGAAAUGAUUAACAACACGAUCCUGCCGGAAGCAGUCAGGUUCUGGGAGGAAGCCCUUAAAGUUAGGAAAACUGGGGGACCAAUAUUGCUUAAUAGGAAAUGUCCUACGCGCCAGGUUUUUAUCCGCGGCGGGAGGUCACACUGCAUAGACACGUGUAGUGCAGACACCAUGUGCGGAGAAGUCAAAGUGCCGGAGCAUCAUCUUAAUCCAUGUUACGUGUGCAACAGUACGGGACACGACUGCAGAGUUUUGCCCCGGGAGAAGGAUAUCCUGGAUGAGGAGAUAAAACCUAGUGAGGUAUCCAGGAACACGCUCGUGGAGGGAUUUCAGGGACCAGUGAUUGAGAAUGGAGAAGAAGAGAGUCAAGAAGAGAUCCUAGGAGUAGAGAACACAGACUUCGUGUUGUACGUGAGUGCAGUGGAGACAGAGAGAUGUCGUCGUGGGCUCACGGUUGCGUACGCGUCGCAUUGCCAGCAAGAAGCCGCUUUAGAUAGACCAGUUGCUGGACAUGCGAAUUUCUGCCCCGGCGAGCUGUCCACCAAAUAUCGAGACAUGCCGUCCGUACUGUCUACAGUAAAGCAUGAAAUGCUACACGCGCUUGGGUUCAGCGUUUCACUGUUCGGAUUCUACAGAGAUGAAAACGGUGAUCCAUUAACUCCACGGAGACCUGACACCGGCAAUCCGCCCUUAGACGAAGAGCUUCAGAUACACAAAUGGUCGGACCGUGUGGUCAAGAACAUAACGAGAAAAAAAUGGAUGAUCAGAGGGGGUUAUAUGGAGAGGACUUUCCAUAUGAUUGUUACUCCGAGAGUGGUCAAAGAGGUAAGAGAUCACUUCAACUGCUCGGAGUUAGAGGGUGCUGAGUUAGAAGACCAGGGUGGUGACGGCACCGCUUUGACACAUUGGGAGAAGCGGGUUUUUGAGAACGAGGCAAUGACGGGUACGCACACCCAAAACUCGGUGUUCAGUCGAAUAUCCUUCGCAAUGAUGGAGGAUACAGGCUGGUACAGAGCUGACUACAGCCACGCAACGCCGUUGGAUUGGGGCCGCGGUCUUGGCUGCAACUUUGCUAUGACGUCAUGCAAGCAAUGGCUCAACGCGCAAAGGUUGAGCGAAAUGGAUAACGCUACCACAGACGAUUCCAACCGGACUAUUGAAGAAGAGCCGAAGAAGAAUCCCGCGCCGUUCUGUGAACGCAUCAAGGGUGAUCCGCUACGCACGGAAUGCUCCCCUCGUCGUAACGCCGUUGUCCUGUGCAACCUAGUUCGUCACGACACUAUAUUGCCGAGACAGUAUCAGCAUUUCGACAUUUUACCCAACGUGCCACCCGGCGAAGAAGCGAUGUACGGCGGAUCGGUUUCCCUGGCUGACUUCUGCCCCUACCUCCAGGAGUUCACGUGGCGACACAAGAACGUACUCAUCAGAGGCAGUAGGUGUUCUUACGAAGAGAACACGCCGAACAGCGAAGUAAACUUUGCACUGGAAAACUACGGUACACACUCCAAAUGUUUCGACCACAGCGAUCGGGUUUGGGAACAGAAAUCUUGUAGACAGAUUCGAGAAUGGCAACACUGGGGAUCGGGGUGUUACAAGUAUAAAUGUGAAAGCGGACGAAUACGUGUUGUGGUGGGCAAUUACACGUAUACGUGUUACUUCGCGGGGCAAAUCCUACACGUUAGGAUAAUUCAAAAUGGCUGGCUCCACCGAGGGGGCGUAGUUUGCCCGCCCUGCAGAGAAAUGUGCGGCACUGAAUUCACUUCCCGAGGUGAAUAUUGCAAGGGCGGCGAAGAAGCACCUCCGCCAAAUUUGUAUCCGAACGACGUUUUAGCGUGCAAAGCUGUCCAAACGACCACCGCUACUGCCAUUUUGUUUAUGACCGCCGUCUUGUUUACGUUCGCCAACUGUCUGUGAUGGCGGGAAAUCUGACAUUGGGUUUUAUCUGUGAAACUAUUGAAAAUUGAAACGGACGACAAAAAACUGUUUUUCUUUUAUUAAGAGCAAAAGGAGACGGUUCGAAAUAGAGUGAAGCGAUUUAUUUUAAAAUAAUAUUGAUUGUUUCACGUUGUAAUGAAAUGGUCAAAAUUUAUUAUUGCUUAACUUACCUUGCAGCUCUGAGUUCUAGCCAAUUUAAGUCUAUUUAUUAUCUCUUAGAAGUCUUCGCCUAGCUAACUAUUACGAACAAUUGAAAUUACUAAAAUUUUCUGGACAAAAAAUCUCUUUUACUUUAUUAUUGAGCAGAAAUUUAAUAGUUUACCCAUCAAUAGUGUUAUAUGCAACACAGACAUAAAUUGACGGAUUUCUAGUUCUUGACAUUUUCCGUCAAAUGUCAUGUAGUUCAGAAAUUGAAUUUGACGGAUCAACUGACGUUAUAAUGUAAACAUGAAAUUGCAUUUUAUAAUUAGCAUGAUUUUAGCAGGUUAUUUAAUAUGAUUUAGUAAAACUAAAGAUUUUAAACUAAGAUUUUCGUGGUUAAUCAAUAUUUCUUAAAAGUUGUUAAACGGUUACAUGCUAUGAUAAUAUUUCGAUAUUUGUUGAUAUUAUUGAGGACGGAACUCCAGGUAAUAUCAAAAUAUGGGUGGUAUGUACCCAUUUUACUAUUUUUAAGACAUGAAAUACUAACUUAUUUUAUUUUUUAGAAUAAUCUUAGAAUUUUUCUACUACAUUUUUUACCAUGAUCGUACCAAAAAUGGACAGUCUCCUCUUUAGGCUUACUCCCGACAGUGGCGAGCCAAAGAGUACAGAGACUAAGCCCGCAUCAAUGUAAUAAUAGAAUAGGUCAUGCGAACAAAUAUUUCGCACUUAAUCGGGCUAUAUAUAAACCAGCGCCAUCUCUUAGAAUACUUAUGAACUAUUACGGACCACGUUUACACUAAACUAUUUUUUUCCUUACUUGUCUCAUAAUAAUAUU
This is a messenger RNA of Pararge aegeria (speckled wood butterfly), 3286 nucleotides long. It is a transcript of the gene Invadolysin, whose product is annotated as leishmanolysin-like peptidase. NCBI's taxonomy places the organism in Eukaryota, Metazoa, Arthropoda, Insecta, Lepidoptera, Nymphalidae. The transcript has 20 exons. Gene Ontology annotation, molecular function: metalloendopeptidase activity. Bases 103 to 2289 code for a protein of 728 amino acids. Gene Ontology annotation, biological process: proteolysis; cell adhesion. Gene Ontology annotation, cellular component: membrane; cytoplasm. The record is from RefSeq and is a predicted model, not a curated record.